AUGGAAAAACAAUAUACUGCCCCAGUCUCACCGGUUAUAGAAGAAGAUGACAUGAAUCACCAAGAAAACGGCUCCUCAUCAGAUUCCGAAUCACUCCCCGGCAAUUCAGGUCAAGUCUAUGAUGCGCCCAGCACCGUUACAUCGAUAGAAUGUAUUGCUCAUCUUAAGUUUCUCGCUGUCCUAGCGCAGUUACAACAUGCCAUCAGGACCAAGGACGGGUUAUUCAAAAUUAACAAGCCGAAAAAGCACAGUCCCUUGCUUGAGGAUGCGACAAUCAAGUCUCGUGUCGAAGAGAAGAGAUGGCAGGUGUAUGUCUCUCGUGCUGUCGAUCGUUUCACGCAGUGGUGGUUGACCCUGCCGACGUAUAAGGAGCCGCCCACAGUCAUGUCCUUGAAGCGGUUUGAAAUGGAUCCUUUAACGUUGGAUCAAGAUGCAAGGAUUGUACUUACAAAGGAUCAAUUACCACCUCUAGACGUCCUCAUGGUUUGGCAUUCGUUCAUGCUCAAUCCUCGCGCUUAUUUGGAGGAUUGCUUCAGACAGGCCAAAAUGAAUCUAUGGGCGACUCCAUUCCCAUGGGAUCUGGUUUCCAACUGCAUUACUCUCGAUCAGGACGAAAAGUAUUCCUACGACCCCGGCGAAACAGCCAAAAAGAUAUGGCUCAGUCGCACGGACAAGAAAUGGGACAACCUCGACGACUCGCUUCGACAUACAGUUGAAUGUCUCCUGUGCCAUAGCAAAACACGCGUUCUCUGGACCACGGCAUCUAUCAACAUGUUCGAUCCCACAGUGUUAGAGCGUUAUGGGGUACCGGGUGGCUUCGAUUAUGCCCAGGGCUACGCAGACAAGUCAUUCAACAUCGUAUGCUCUGGCUGCGAGGAGACUCUAGAUCAUGACUAUUUGCCCGUGCUAAAGUUUAGGAAUGACAAUAUAGCCUUGAUCGAAAGACAGCUACCUCUCCCUGGAACAGUUUACAACCCCGACGGAGUGGUCAAGAACAGGAAGAAAUGGAGAGCAAGAUGGGCCCAACUAACACCCAAUUAUUAUUUUUUGGCUAUUGGAAAGGAUUUUAUCAAAUACCUGGACAAACAUGGGACAAAAUGUCGCUCUAUUCGCAAACUGGCAGAUGGCAUCCACACAAAUCUAUAUCGGCGGAACAUGAAGAUCAAGGUUCUCGACAUGGACUCGGAAUUGGCCAAUAGCGACAUGUUUCAGACAGAAAAGGGAAGGGGAAGAGGCACUUUACGGCGUAUGAUGUCUCGAUAUUGGGGCGGCAAUUCGUCUAUCUUUGCUAUGGAUCUCGUCGGGGCUGUCAUUAGGCAGGGAACUUUUGUGCAAAAGAUGCAUAAGUUGAACUGGCUUCAUUCAUAUCCAAUGAGUGAUCUGCCUCAGCUUAUGGAGAGGUUUAUGGCAAAGUACAAUGUUUUCUGGAAAAUUAUUGUCGAUAAUCCCUCGCAGAUGGUCGUACCUACGCUGGACGUGGAUCUGGUCUGGCAUACGCACCAGCUGGCUCCGAAAAGAUAUUAUACUCAUUCUAUCGAAACAACGAAGCACAAAAAGCCAAUACGCUUCAUUGAUCACAAUGAUAAGAUUGAUGAAGGACGGCUAUCGGAUUCCUUUACAUGGACAGUUAAGCAAUACCGCAAGGCUACGGGGGGCCAAGUCUAUAGCGAGUGUCUCUGUUGGUACUGCCAGGUUACGCGCGGAGAAGGUAUUCUCGAGAAACUAUCAUUGGCGCCCCAGGUCAGUAAGCAACUGGAAAAGUUGCGGAUAGAAAAGAAUGGCACGCUGGAAGAGACAACAGCGGCGCAUAUCUCUGCCCACAAUGCAGUCAGAGCACAAGGACCAGUGUUCCGCAAUCGUCGAAAAGAACUAGAGAAAAUCAUCAAGCAACACGAAAAGCAAGAACAUGGAACCGGUGGACAGUAUAGAAAGGCAAAGAAAAACCAAGCACAACGCCAAACACUCUUCGAAGUCUUCGAGAAAGACUUCCCGCUGCACCAAGACGCAUAUAUUUAUAACCCUAGUUGCAUGAGCAUGGACAAGGACGCGGUAGGUAACUGUAUAGCAGGCGCUUGCAGUCCUUCAAUGGCCGCUGGUAGCUGUGGAGGGUCUACAUUUAACUCGUCCUGCGCGUCAACGGCCAGGUCUCAUGGCACUGGAUUUAGGUACAUUGAAUACAAAGGAGCUGGAGGCGCAGGCGGAGUAGGAUGCGGUGGAGGCUGUUGA
Talaromyces atroroseus is the source of this 2226-nucleotide messenger RNA. RefSeq lists its product as hypothetical. The transcript has 2 exons. Bases 1 to 2226 code for a protein of 741 amino acids. The record is from RefSeq and is a predicted model, not a curated record. Lineage: Eukaryota; Fungi; Ascomycota; Eurotiomycetes; Eurotiales; Trichocomaceae.